This is a messenger RNA of Drosophila ficusphila, 1176 nucleotides long. RefSeq lists its product as uncharacterized. Bases 1 to 1176 code for a protein of 391 amino acids. The transcript is spliced from 2 exons. NCBI's taxonomy places the organism in Eukaryota, Metazoa, Arthropoda, Insecta, Diptera, Drosophilidae. The record is from RefSeq and is a predicted model, not a curated record.
AUGGGGCGCCCUCGGUUCUUCAACUCGAAGGGCGGCAAAUCGGGUCUCGGAUCAAUUGUUUGGCCAGCCGCAAUAAGGGAAGUGAAUUUGCUCAACCGCUGUACUCGGCAGUUCCUGUUUUUCAUCUUGCUGAUGACCCAAAUCUGUGGGGUCACCACUUUCGUCUACAGCUCGAAAGAGCAAUGUUUUCGACAAUCCUACAGUCUGCGACUAUACUCCGGUUUAAUAUUUUGCGUGGUGUCUCUAUUCCUCGUCACAAACAUAAGUAACAUGUUGGAAUAUAUUGAAAAAAUGUGGCCAUAUUUUAUGGGCUGCAUUGUAAUGCUGGUAGUUCGAGCUCAAGGUUUUAUGGAAAGUCAGGAAAUUGUAGAUCUACUCAAUCAAAUUAUAGAAGUGGAAAAACAGGUCAAAGGAAUGGCCAGGCAACCGAAUAUUUUCCGACUGAGACACCUACUGCUACUUCUUUUGGCUUUACAGCAUUUGCUGAGAUCCCUUAACAUGAUACUUGGAAUUCGAACAUAUUCAUUUGAUGCAUAUGAUACUAUCGCCAAUGGAUUUUUGCUGCUGGUUUGCUUGGGAGUCUUUUUGAGCUUUCUCCUCCAUAUCACAAUUAAUAUUUGCCUGUUUGUCGUUCUGAUUGCUUGCUUUAGCGAACUGCAUCGAUGCACUCAAAGAAUUUCAAAAGAUAUGGAUAAAUUAAAGCAAACACAAGUCCUUCAGAGCGGACAAUUUCUGGUUUUGGCAGAACAACUUCAUAAGAACACUGAAAGAUUGAUUCGACUGCGUUUUAAAGUAUUUCAACUGACCCUGAGGAUCAUAAAACAUUUUCGAUUUCAUUGGCUAUGUGCUAUUAUUUACGGGUUACUGCCUUUUCUGUGCCGUAGUGCAACCGAUCGAAAUGUUUUUUAUUACCUAACCAUUUCUGCUUUGAACAUAGUGUUUCAGUUUAAAAUAUUUGAUAUACUGUCUGGCAAAUCACGGUUAACGAGAAGAUUUUACAGUUUUCACAUGAGCAAUUACCACAAGAAAACCGAAAGAAAUAUUGACGAAUUACUUACACAGGAAAUUCUGGAACGCACCAGGGUCACCAUAUAUGGCAUUACACUGGACACGAAGUUCCUGUUCAAACUGCUGUUCACCUGCUCCUUUUGGGUGAUUGUCAACCGGCAAGGAUAG